CGUAGAUAUAGGGGCAGCAGGAAAUCUCAGCCACUGACGCCAUACAACUGGGGAAAAUGAGCAAAAUAUUGCUCGAGGUCAUCGGACUGGAUUCAUCACGGGGCGGUAUCGAUCGAGGCCUUCGCUUAUGCCGUCUUGGACCGCUUUGGACCGCUGGGCCGUCUAGAAUCCCCGAGCAGGGCGUUGUUCACGGUCACGGCACCUCCAGCCCUGAACAUGGUCCGAAUCGAAACAAGGGGAUUCGUCCUUAGACAUCGAUAGGUCAUGUUCGCACCACGGUGAGAACAACAGGCUGUGCGCUACAGUGCGACGACUUCCGGAAAGCGUCGAAAAGGCGGGCAAGGUUCAGAGGGACCGCCCCGGAUGGCCUUCAGUGAAUGGAGAAGCUCUUCGCAACAAGAAGCUCUACCUCGCAGAUACGCAGCGCACUUCGUCGAGAACUGUUCUUGCAGUGGAAAGCGUCCGAGUGUUGCAAACGGCCUUAACCAGGGGCGCAGUCGUCGACAGGUCGUUAAAAGAACGCAGGAUGAGCCGGGCCGUGCACAGGCAGGGCGAGGUGAGACACAAAAAUUGCAUGGUUUAUUGGCAGCUGCUGGCGAAGCCGAUACACUUUGCAGGGUCGACCGCGACAGUCCUGCAGGCGCACCGUCGACAAUAGAGACCUGGGGAGAUAAUACGAGGAUCCUUCGACCUGGCCCGCUUUCAAAACAGCUGUUUACGAUGUAUGCAGGGAUGGCUAGGCGGUGUUAGAGUCGAGCAAGUCGCCGCCAAUGAGGCUCGAGUUCAAAUUGAGAGCUCGGGCUAGCUCGGAGCAGACAGCAUACAGGCGCUUGUGAGAGAGGUUGCGUCUGUUCUCUCACCAUGCAAUAGUCUUCCAAUGUGCAUGUGCGGUUAUCGUUUGAAUGUCGACUAGUAAGCAUCAGACCCGGAAAAUCCAGAAUCUACUGUCCAUGACAUAAACAGGGAGACCCAGGGAGACCCAUGUCAGCAAAUCGGUGGGAGAGCAGCAACGGGAGAUAUCGGAUUGAAAGGAGGCUGGGUCUGGUCACUCCAGGUUUCGGACGCGGAAUGGUGCAUAACCUCAUCGUGUCGAUGACCAAUAUUCUCAGCUUCGGCCGAUGAGCGCAACGAAGGCCAAGCUAGCAAUUCAAAAGUGAGAAGAGGCUCGGACGCGGACGAACGGGCUGUACAGCGGAUCAGAUAAUCGUCAGCUCUGACAAAGUCUGAAGCUCUCGGCGCAAUGCAAUUAAGUUUGCGCAUACGCAUGUUAAAGUAAGACCGGCACCAGACGCACCUAGACACAAUGUCCGAAGGUCGAGUGACGCGGUACAAAAGCAUGGGACGGGUGGAGGAAACGACCCAGGACAUCGUGAUCCUUCGUAUUCAACCUUCUACCGAUAUAUCUCAGCUCUCCCUCGACCACCAUGAGUGCCUCGCAAACAGAUAUACCAGGUGCUAACCUGCCGAAUCCAGGCCUUACUGAAGCUCAGAAGAAGCUUGUCAAGAGCACUGCCCCCAUACUCGAACAGCACGGUGAAGCGAUCACCAAGCUUUUCUAUAAACAGAUGCUUGAACGCAAUCCCGAGUUGAGGAAUAACUUCAACCAUAGCAAGCAGCAGAGGGGUGAUCAGGCUGAAGCUCUUGCGCGUGCUGUCUAUGCCUACGCUGCGUAUAUCGAUGAUCUUACGCCGAUCCUGCCUGUCGUCGAGCGGAUUUGCAACAAACAUGCAUCCCUACACAUCUUGCCCGAGCAAUACCCCAUCGUCGGCGAAAACCUUUUGAACGCGAUCACGCAGGUACUCGGCGCCGACGUCUUCAAGGGCGAACUAUACGACGCGUGGUACGCCGCGUACUGGCAGCUCGCGCAUAUUCUCUUGGGCCGCGAGGGUGAGCUCUACCGUUCUUCUGCCUGGGAAGGUUUCAAGGAGUUCGUCGUCAAGAAGCGAAUUCCGGAGGCAGACGACGUCACCUCAUUCUACUUCGCACCCAAGGAUGGCAAACCUUUGCCCACGCACCGCCCGGGCCAGUACAUCUGCGUCCAGAAGUUCAUCAAAGAGCUGGGCUUUAACCAGUCCAGACAAUACUCCCUCUCCGACGCUCCGCACAGCGAACACUUUAGAAUCUCCGUCAAACGCGACCGUGGCGUACGCGCUACGGAUCCUGCGACAGGCGCCGUUAAUCCCGCCCAGGCGGACCAGCUCGGCUGGAUGUCCAACUUCCUGCACGACAAGGUCCAGGAGGGCGACAGCAUCGAAAUCAGCCCGCCCUUCGGUGACUUCUUCCUCGACGAUACGAACUCGGCCGCGGUGCUCAUCUCCGCGGGCGUCGGCGUGACGCCGCUUGCGUCGAUGUUGCACACGAUCCUCGAGACGCCGGAUCCGCGCCCUGUGAGCUGGGUGCAGGUCGUGCGCUCGCGCGCAGCGCAUCCGCUCCACGACGAGGUGCGCCGCCUGCUCGGCCUUCGUCCCGACCGCGUCCGCCGCGCCGUCUUCUACUCGGCCCCCGCUGGCAGCGACCUCCAGGGCCAGGACUACGACUUUGCGGGUCGCCUCGAGCUCGCACGCGUUCCGACCGACACGCUUCGCCUUGACGACCCCGCGGCGCACUACUACGUGUGCGGGCCCGAGCCGUUCAUGGCGGACGUGAUUCGCUCCCUGAAGGCCCGCGGCGUUAACACGGACAAGAUCCAUGCUGAGGUCUUCGGUCAGGGUGCGGUACCCCUCUAGGUAGGCAGAGGGCCAGUGCACUUGGGCGUCGCAGUAGAAAGCGACGAAUUUGGAUUAUUUCGUUGUCGUAAGGUGUAUAAUACGAAUGAAUUCACACAGCAAUCCCGUCCCUGUCUCUAGCUCUUCGUCGACUACCAAUU
Phanerochaete carnosa HHB-10118-sp is the source of this 2866-nucleotide messenger RNA. RefSeq lists its product as uncharacterized. Gene Ontology annotation, biological process: cellular response to nitrosative stress; nitric oxide catabolic process. Gene Ontology annotation, cellular component: intracellular anatomical structure. The transcript is spliced from 6 exons. The coding region runs from base 1425 to 2726 and encodes 433 amino acids. The record is from RefSeq and is a predicted model, not a curated record. Gene Ontology annotation, molecular function: heme binding; oxygen binding; nitric oxide dioxygenase [NAD(P)H] activity. NCBI's taxonomy places the organism in Eukaryota, Fungi, Basidiomycota, Agaricomycetes, Polyporales, Phanerochaetaceae.